GACCUCGGCAUCUCGCUGCCUUCUGCUCCUCACAGGAACAAUACCCCCGGCCUAAUCUCUCUCCGUGUGCAUGUGUGUCAUUCUCUCCCUCUCUCUCAGACACACACGCACCCACCCCCUCCGUGUGCCCUGCUCCCUUUCCCGCACCCCCCAUCAUGUCAUCUCCUCUGCCUGCCUUCCUCGGUUAUUGUGCUCUUGCUACUGGAAUAAGCGGCUGGCUGGCACGGUAAAACUUUGCCACAAAAAGGGGCAGGGGGGCUUCCUGGCCCGACCACCCCCUUCAGUCCUACAGCACAACCCCCCCUCUGACCAGGUUCCAGGAGCUGCUGCUGUCUAUGCCUUGAUUCCAUCAGUCCAGUGUUGCUGGGAGGAUUCAACCCCAGUGCCAGUUUGUGGAGGAGACACUUUGAUCACUGUGGAGGGGGGGAAAUCCACCCUUUUCAGACUGCUAACAACAGACCCACCCACCCUUGACGAGAGCCGUGUCAGUCAAGCAGGCUGAAGACUCCCUCUUUCUGUGCCAAACACUGAUUGAAAGAACACCUCUGCCUCUCCUGUGAAGAAAGGUACCGCUUGGAUAUAAGGUCUCUUCCUGGGAAGAACUGUUCCUGGAUAUAAGGUCUGGAAUUUCCUGGCAUUUUACAGCGAGUGAGAGAAAAGGGACAGAAAAGUUUGCAAAAGAAGGCGGCUGAGUUUGGGCUGUUUUCAACCUGCGCCAUCACAGAUGGUAAAGUUUAAGGGAAAACACCGAUUCGCCACAGGGAUGGGGGUUCAAAGCAGAGCCAAGUCAGACCACCGGGUCUGAGCGCAAAAAAGCAGAAACAAGAGAUAAAGGGCAGGAGCCCUAGAUAGAAAAAGAGGUCUUUUCCUUCCCCUUGAGCCAUCUUGGUGGCCUAUGGUGGCCCAGAAGGCACCCUUGGAUUUUACUCCUGCGCUCAAAGAAGGAACAUCAAGAAGACUGGUGGGCAACACCGAGAAUGUAAAACAACUUUUUUCCAUUUGCGAAUUGUGUUAAGGCCUUUCGAAAGGUCAAUGGGCAGAAAAGGAGGAGGCGGAGAGCCACAUUAAGAAACCGGAUCCAAGGAGAGGGACCUCCGACCUCCGUGGAGAACUUCUCUGCAUCCAACAGGCAGGUUCCAAGGGCCAAAUCCACGGUCAGCCUCGCAGCCCAAGCAUCAUGGCGACUGCCUCCCCGACUGCCGCCGUGGUAACGGCUACUGUGGUGACCACAGCAGCGGCCAUGGACUUGCGGGAUUGGCUCUUCCUUUGCUAUGGCCUGGUUGCCUUCCUGAGCGAAGUGAUUGACAGCACCACCUGCCCAUCAGUCUGCCGCUGUGAUAACGGCUUCAUCUACUGCAACGACCGGGGCUUGACUUCCAUCCCGACAGACAUCCCAGAUGACGCCACCACCCUGUACCUGCAGAACAAUCAAAUCAACAAUGCCGGUGUCCCCUCUAAUCUGAAGAACAAGCUCAAUGUUCAGGUCAUCUACCUCUACGAAAAUGACCUAGAUGAAUUCCCCAUCAACCUGCCUCGUUCCCUGAAGGAACUUCACCUCCAAGACAAUAAUGUCCGUACCAUCGCCCGCGACUCCCUGGCGCGCAUCCCUCUACUGGAGAAGCUUCAUCUGGAUGACAAUUCUGUUUCCACCGUCAGCAUUGAAGAUGAUGCCUUUGCUGACAGCACACGCCUCAAAUUGCUCUUCCUAUCGCGUAACCACCUCAGCAGCAUCCCGUCCGGCCUGCCGCGCACCCUGGAGGAACUGCGACUGGACGACAACCGGAUCUCCACCAUCCCCCUCCACGCCUUCAAGGGACUCAACAGCCUACGGCGCUUGGUGCUGGACGGCAAUCUUUUGGCCAACCAGCGCAUCGCUGAUGACACCUUCAGCCGCCUGCAGAACCUCAGUGAGCUCUCGCUGGUGCGCAACUCCCUAGCUGCCCCACCACUCAACCUGCCCAGUGCCCAUUUGCAGAAGCUGUACCUCCAAGACAAUGCCAUCAGCCACAUCCCCUACAACACUCUAUCCAAGAUGAGGGAGCUGGAGAGGCUGGAUCUAUCCAACAACAACCUUACUACGCUGCCCAAAGGUCUCUUUGAUGACCUGGAUAGCCUCUCUCAGCUCCUGCUGAGGAACAACCCCUGGUACUGUGGCUGUAACCUCAUGUGGUUGCGGGACUGGGUCAAAGCCCGUGCUGCUGUGGUGAAUGUGAGGGGGCUGAUGUGCCAGGGCCCCGACAGGGUCAGAGGCAUGGCCAUCAAGGACAUCACUAAUGAAAUGGAUGAGUGCUUCGAGGCAGGCCCACAGAGCAAUUCGGGUCCAGCGGUGGCCAAGACAACCACCAGCAAUGCUGCCGUCACGACCCCACAAGGCUCCCUUUUCACUCUCAAGGCCAGGAGGCCGGGCAUCCAAUUGCCAGACUCCAACAUAGACUACCCAAUGGCCACGGGAGCUGGGGCAAAAGCACUGGUUCUCAGCGUCAAGCCGUUGACCGCUGACAGCAUCCGCAUCAGCUGGAAGGCGAUGUUCCCAGCGACCUCUUUCCGCCUCAGCUGGUUGCGCCUCGGACAUAGCCCGGCUGUGGGCUCCAUCACAGAAACUCUGGUGCAAGGUGACAGGACUGAGUAUUUGCUGACAGCCUUGGAGCCCAAAUCCACCUACAUCAUCUGCAUGGUCACUAUGGAGACAGGCAGUACCUACGUGCCUGAUGAGACCCCUGUGUGUGCCAAGGCCGAGACAGCAGAUAUGUACAGCCCAACCACCACCCUCAAUCAUGAGCAGAAUGUAGAUCCAAUGGCUGGGCUGCCGCUGGCAGGGAUCAUUGGUGGGGCAGUGGCGUUGGUCUUCCUUUUUCUUGUUUUGGCUGCCAUUUGCUGGUACGUCCACCGGACGGGAGAGCUGUUGACACGAGAACGGGUCUGUAGCAGAGGCAGUCGGAAGAAAGACGACUACAUGGAAUCAGGCACCAAGAAAGAUAACUCCAUCCUCGAGAUCAGGGGUCCUGGGUUGCAGAUGUUACCGAUAAAUCCUCACCGGGCAAAGGAGGAAUAUGUCAUCCAUACCAUAUUCCCUUCUAAUGGAACCAGUCUUUACAAAAGUACCCACACCAUUGGCUACGGCACAACGCGUGGGUAUAGAGACGGCGGAAUUCCAGACAUAGACUACUCCUAUACAUGAUGUAAAAUUCCCUCCCUCCCACAAACAUCCCCCCACCCAAACUCUUCCCUGUUUUUGCCCCCUCCUCAUCACACACCCCAGGUGUUUUGCCAAGAUGGAAAAUUGCAAAGCAAAAACAAACAAGUGCAAACUAUUUUCCAAGCAGAACCAGGUGGAACAAAAGGGAGGGGAGGGGAAGGAAAUUUUACAAAAAAAAAUUGCCUAUUUUGUAGAAAAAAAAUACAAAAGUUUUAAAAAAAGUAGACAUGGAGGAGAAAGAGACAUAAUUUAUAUUUAAUAUACCAGAUUUAAGUGUGGGGGGUGGGGGAGAAAACCAACUCAGACCAUCAAGGAACAUUGGGUUUGCUUUUCCCAAGGGUGGAGGGUGGUAAAGGGAAGAUGUGGAAAAGAGAAAGCUAAGCAGAAAAACAAAAAUGCUACCUGUUUUAUCUUUCUUCCUGUAUAAAUCUUCUAUUUUGUUCAGGGGUUAGAUUAUAAAAAAACACAUCAAAAUGUCUUUCCUAAUGGCUAAACUGUUGACUGUACAUGGGGAGAAAACUAGUGUGAAUCUUUAGAGAAGGGCAAUCGCGGCUCCAAGGCCUCCUUUCAGUUCCCAUAAUUCUGCUUUCUUUACAGGUUCCCACUUUAUCAUGAAAGUGACCGUGUUAAGGGGGGAAGUCCACCUUUGGCUGUGGGUUUUUUUUUCUCUGAGUUAACAGAAACAAACUCCUUCCUCCCCGACCUCGAACCCCUCUUCCUCUGUCGCAGCAUAAGAAUCCUUCAACUUAGCUCUUCUUCGCACAAACUGAUC
Molecule: messenger RNA, 3968 nt
Organism: Sphaerodactylus townsendi
Lineage: Eukaryota; Metazoa; Chordata; Lepidosauria; Squamata; Sphaerodactylidae
Gene: FLRT1
Product: fibronectin leucine rich transmembrane protein 1
Exons: 4
Coding region: 1178-3178 (666 amino acids)
Molecular function (GO): protein binding
Source: RefSeq, a predicted model, not a curated record